UCUUCAAAUCCUCCGACCGCCAGUUUGGGCAGUUUAUUAAUACAUUAUUAUAACUUUAGAUCGGUGGUCACCGGGUCAUAAAUUAUCAAAAAUAAACAGUCAUAUCGGACUGAUAAAUACGGAUACUUUGAGCCAUGGCUCUCUUUCUUACUGUGCUGCUGGCUGUGACGUUGCCUGCUAAAAACGUUCAGAGGCUCUUGUUUUGAAAUAGUUGACCCGGAAAUAGCUAGCCAGUUGAAGUGGAGCAGCGCCAGCGGCUGUCCUCCGCCUGCCUCCUGUUUGCCGUCGCCUGUCACAGGACGACAGCCUCUGAGCAGCGACCAGGCUCGGACAGACGCUGCGGGGAGCUCGUUACACGGCGGUCAGUGAGAUGCCCGGAAAGUCGCGCUGCAGCAGCAGACCUCGCCGAGGCUUUCGCGCUGAUUUGUGAGAAGCAGAGAAGCAUCUCUGUGGAAGGAAGCCGAGUUUAUCACCGUUAGCCGGCGGCACAGGUGUGAAAGGUCAGUGUCAUGACUGGAGCUGAGACUGAGGAUGAUAUUCCAUUAGGUGAAAGGAAGACUGUCACAGACUUCUGCUAUCUCCUGGACAAGUCCAAACAACUCUUCAAUGGGCUAAGAGACCUUCCUCAGUAUGGACACAAGCAGUGGCAGUCCUACUUUGGACGGACCUUUGACGUCUACACUAAGCUAUGGAAAUUCCAGCAACAACACAGGCAGGUUCUGGACAGUCGGUAUGGACUGAAGAGAUGGCAGAUUGGUGAAGUUGCAUCCAAAAUUGGACAGCUUUAUUACCACUACUACCUUCGUACCUCAGAAACAAGUUACCUGAAUGAGGCCUUUUCAUUCUACUCAGCCAUUCGUCAGCGUUCCUACUACUUUCAGGUCAACAAAGAGGACAGGCCUGAAUUAGUAGUGAAGAAGCUUCGAUAUUAUGCUCGCUACAUAGUCGUCUGUUUACUUUUGAACAAGAUGGACCUUGUCAAAGUUUUGGUGAAGGAGUUGUCUGAGGAAAUUGAAGACUACACACAGCGUUUCAACACAGAGGACCAGUUGGAAUGGAACCUGGUUCUACAGGAAGUGGCAGCUUUUAUAGAGGCAGAUCCUGUGGUAAUCCUGAACGACAACAAUUCUGUCGUCACCAUCAGCAAUCGGCUGCAGGAGGGAAGCGUGCCUCCGCUGGAACAAGGCAUGGUGGUUGGGCAGCUCGUCCUUGCUGACGCACUAAUCAUCGGCAACUGUAACAACCAGGUCAAGUUCAGUGAGUUAACCAUAGAUAUGUUCCGCAUGCUUCAAGCCUUGGAGAGGGAACCUGUAAACUUGGCCACACAGACCUCCAAGCAAGGAACGAUGGAACCCAAUGAAAAGCCAGCGAAGAGAGAAAAUCCUCACAAGUAUUUGCUGUAUAAGCCAACCUUCAGCCAGCUUUUUACUUUCUUGUCUGCCUCUUUUAAGGAAUUGCCUGCCAACAGUGUUCUGCUCAUCUACCUGUCAGCUACUGGAGUCUUCCCUACUGGGCAUUCAGAUUAUGAGGGACCAUAUGAUUUUGGAGGAGUUCUCACAAAUACAAAUCGAGAUGUGGUGAACGGAGAGACGGUGCAGAAGAGGAAUCAGGCCCAGAAGGAAAUGCACUGCCUUCAUCCUGGAGACUUGUUCCCUUUCACCCGGAAGCCACUUUUUGUCAUUGUGGAUUCUUCCAACAGCACAGCCUACAAGAAUUUUACAAAUCUCUUUGGCCAGCCCCUGGUGUGCCUACUAUCACCUACAGUAUAUCCCAAAAGUGUACAAGAUCAGACUCAGCGUGGAAGCCUCUUCACUCUGUUCCUGUACAGUCCGCUCCUGGCGUUCUUCUCCGUGUGUGGCUUAAGCAGUGUGCAGCGAGGUCUUUGGGAAAGAGCUCAAGAAUUUCUUCGGAAAGUCUACCGGGACAUUGGGCAGAUGAUAACACGAUCACGGACCAUAGAUCAAGCCUUUUUGCAAUUCUUUGGCGAUGAGUUCCUGCGGCUGCUGUUGAUCCGCUUUGUGUUCUGCUCCGCUGCCCUGAGACUGCAUAAACUCUUUCGGGAAUCUCGGAGUUUCCCGGAAUCCUACCCAGAGCUCCCCAAACAGGACACAGUGGAGAGCAGCCUUCUACAGAAGCAUAUUUUGGAGCUGGCGACCAUGCUGGACGUGCAGAGCUUAUUUUGGGAUGAUUCACUGGAAGCCUACUAACAUCUUUGCACAGGGCAAUAUGGCAUACAUGUAUAUACAGACUCCACUGCCAACGCCCUCAUAGUUGUUUUCCUUUUUUUUUUUUUUUUUCUUUUUGUAACGCGUAAUCAAAAAAAAAAAAAAACAAAGAAUCCAACACAUGCGAGUUCAUGUCCUCCAUGUAAGUGUUACUGUGACGCAACGGAAAGAUGUUCACAUGGAAUUUAAUCUCGUAAAUUCCCCAUUUUGACUCUCAUUGGCUUGCCUCGUAAAUAUGAGCAUCGUGUAGGACAUAAAAGUAAAACAAAUGAGAUGCUGCACAUAACUCUUCAACUCCCUGGUUCUCGUGUAUCAUUUUUAACCUGCAGCUUCUAACUUUGUUCAUCACGUCGGACUAUCAUCGAGAUGAUGGCAGCCUUGGUUGUGUGUUCUGUAAAAUCAUUUUUCAUAAUUUAUUAGCAUAAAGGAACAAAGAAAGGAAACAUUCUGGGCAGCUUCUAUGUGGAUUUUGAUCCACUUGUAAAAAGACUAGCAUGAGAGUGCUAAAACUGCAUCAGGAAAUAUAAAAACAGUUAUAAUAUGGGCACAUUAUUCACCGAAAAUAUUAUUACUGCUCUGGAGUUUUGUAUUUGCCAAAAAGCGCUUGGUGUAUCAGCUUGUCGCAGGCUGAGCUGCAUGAGGUUUUGUUUUGCUGCGUGUUGUAAGUUAGUUGUUCACUUUCAUGUCAUUAACCAGCUAAAUCUGAGGCCAUUUUUCAGCCCCGUGUGUAUUGGAUGUUAUAGUGGUUCCUUUCCCAUUUCACUGUGCUGUACCUGCAUGCAAAAAAAAAAGGCAAAGAAAUGUGUCCAUUAGGUGUUUGGUCCAAAGAGGAUGCACCACCACAUAAUAUGAAAAGCACUGUAGAUGUUCAGAUGGCAUGGAGUCAGGAAGUAAAUGGAAGUGCAUGUGUUGCAUGGGCCUGUACAGUUUAAGAGUCAAUCAGUGAAGACAAUCUAGUGAGAGAUAGCAGAGGAGAUGACCCUGCCAAACGUUCAAGUCUGUCGCUUGUUGUGCACCUUGGUGCUUUCUGAUCAUUACAUUUAUUACUGAAAUAGGUGGCGUCUGUUACCUUCCUGAUGACAGGACUAACAUGUGACCUGCCGCUCGUUAGCUGCUUUGUUACAAAGCACAAGAAACACCAGUCAUGCUCCUCUUGCUAUGUCCUGAAGUCCUCCUGCUGUCCUCACAGUACCGACCGAUGGCUUUUACUCCUUUAAGCUCAAAGAUGCUACCAGGCAACUUUGCACUGCAGGAAUUCAGGGCUGCCCCAAAAGUUUACAGGAACAGCAAUAAUGGAAGGAACCAGAAUGGCUGCAGUUUUUUUUUUUUAAUCCUGUUUAUCAGGACAUUAAGAAGAAAGCAUUUGGUUUACUGGUUGGUCUUUGUUCCUACCCUCACCUGUGACCAUAAGCUGCAAGGAGUGACCUUAUAGCUGACGGAUACAAGCAGCAGGCCAGAGCUUCCUCUGAGCCUCCUGUGGUGUCUGACUAUAAGACGAGGACACACUGGAAGCGAUUCCCAGUGAUGAGAGACGGUAGAAAGUGCACGAUAUUUAGCAACUUCAAGUGACCACGGGCGAAAAAGGUGCUGGCGACGGGAAGUGGGUGGGACCCACGCUAAACUUUUCCCAACUUCCAAGCGAGCAACUGAAUCGACUACCAAUGAGAGUGAAGAAUACUGUUGAUUGACAUAUGGCCUGGUAGUAAAUAUGUUAGAGGGUCACCAAAGCAGUGUGUGUGGAGCGAAUCGCUUCCAGUGUGCUUUAGAGAGGAGAGGGAGUGGAGCUCAGUCAUUCAGGAGAGGCUCAGAGUAGAGCUUCUGCUCCUGCACAUCGAAGGGAACCCUUUGAGGCGGUUCCAACAUUUGGCUAGAUGCCUCCUACGUGAGGCGUUUAGGGCAUGUCCUACCAGAAGGAGAACCCAUGGUAGACCCAGGACACACUGGAGGUUACAGCUUCCUUGCAAUCUCUGCUCAAACUACAGCCUCCACAUCCUGGACCCAGAUACGCAGCACAAGUGGAUAGAUGGAUAUUAGAAUCCCCGUUAGCUAUCUCUUAAAGCACAGCCAGCCUUUGUGGGGUCCACAUCAACAACAUACAUUAAUAUCAAAUUCAUAUGAAAACUUGCGUUAGCACACCACUAAAAUGUAAUAAAAGCAAACAAAAAAGGUACAAAAAGAGCAGUUUGACAAUCAUGUCUGUGAUCAGUUGUGUUAGCUUCUGUUGCAAAUUUUUACUUUGUUUGUUGUUUGAAAACAUGAGACUGCUACCUGUAGACUUUGGCUUUUGUUGUUGACGUUGCAGAGUUUAGCCAGUGAGUGUUGAGUCCUGCCCAGCAGUUCUUUAGGGCUUCUCAGAGGUACCUACAGUGGAGUAAGCUUGUUAGCAACCCUGAAAAUUGCUGUGGUUUGAAAUGCAUACUAAAGAGAAGGCGGCCCCAAACCAGCCUGCAAGUUCCUGCAGUGGAAAACAGCCUCCUAUUUCCCACCAAAACUCCACGGCUGGUGUCCACACACCAAGUGGCUCCUGGUUAAGGAUUUACUAUCUGACAUUUGGAGCAUAAAGCUCUUCCUCAGACAAAUUUUUUUUUUAAAUGUGCUGACGAUGCAAGAAAUUUAGGCUUAGGACCAAAAGAUAAAAGAUAUUUGAGCUUACAGAAAAAAAAAAAAACCCCACAAGCGAUGUGCUUGCUUCCACAUCGAGACAGUAGUGCAAUUUUUUUUUUCAUUUUGUGUAUAAUUUUAAUUAAGCUGUAGAAAGUAGCGUUUCAGCAGUCUGAAACCCACAUCUGUCCAAACCUGUCACAGCUGAUAGCAGAACAAUGGGUUUCCACAGUGAGCAUACAUUUAAGGCAACUUCUUGACCUUCCUUCCUUCUCAACUGUGACGGUAGCUUAGCACAAAAGAAAUCCCAUGAAAGGAUCAGCAUCAACAACGCCUUAUCACGCCUUGUUUGUUGUUACUGGAAAAACAGCUGGUGAUAUAAAACAUGCUUCAGGAGGACUGCAGGGAGAAGUUUGUUGUUGGAUAAUUUCAUUCAUGCAGGAUGCUGCAUGGGUUUAAAAACAAGCUUCAGUGGUGAAGGAUGUGAAGGGUCGUGGUACCCAGCGAACGUGCCUCACUCAUGUGCUUUAAGAGUUUGUGGAGAAACGUUGGAGCGCUGUGGCAGAGUGAAGUAAGUGGUGUUAGUAACUCAGCAGCCAUCCUGGAACACAUUUGGUACAUUAAUUAGUUUUAGUGAUCAGUACAAGUUUGGACUGCUACUGUAAAACCUGCAGGCAGAGAAUCACCUGUCAAACCUGAGAAAGAAUGCUUUGGUGACAUUGCCCCAAAUAAGAUUUUUAAAGCCUUUUAAACCUUAAAAAAUUCUUCUUUUCCCCCUGAGGUUUGCUUACAUAUUUCUCCCAGAGUUUCAGCUCAGGAGCCUUUGAGUACCAUCUUUCUGUUAAUGUCCAGAAAUAUUUAACGCCCGAGCUCAGGACAGACUGAAGGAAGCUGAGCUCCGUUUUAGAUCCAGCUCUGGGAUUUUGGAAGCUUUCCUUGUUUGAUUGGUUGGAUUCUCUUUUAGAGAAAACAUUUGAUGAUGUUUCAGGUCAGAUUUACAGUAAAUUUUAGUAAAAAUGAAGUACAUUCAUUGUUGGUUUGGUCUUUUCGUGUGAUUAUUUGUGAACAUAGAAAUAUACAGUACAUAGCAGCACCAGCCUUCUCCAGUAAAACCUCUAACAGGUCUUACCUAAAAGUAAAAUUGUCACUAUGUUCAGACUUUCAGUGUUAUAUUGGCUAAUAGGCAUGCCUCCUAUCUUUAGCAUGGCACUGAGGGCGGGUGUAAAAAUGUUUAUGGGGAGAUUUCGGUGUGUUUCUGGCGACAGGAGAGCGCGGCUGUUGUAGUGAUGCUGAUACUGAGAUCAACAAUGCAAGAAGCAGCUGGUUGAAAUGAUGAGUUUUAAUGUGUCAACCAUAGUUUUAAUGUUGAGUUUAUUUAUUGCCACCAUUGAAGUGUGCACACACGAUGUAUAGUAGUGCUUGUUUAGUAUUUGGUAAGUCUGUAUAAUGCGUAAUGAAAUAUGAAGUUGAUGCGAGGAGGAACAACAUGGUAAAGAGGCCGGUUUGUUCUUCGGCCGUUUUGUAUUGUCACAUUCCAGCUUUGCGAGGACUCGGAGAGAGGCGGAGUGUUUUCUCAGUGUUACGUUUGUCUGGGGAAGGAAGCUGUUUCUACGUUUUCUUUGAUUUUUACCGUAACGUGUUCCCUCGUAUCGACAGUUAUGGCAUUUUUAAAUAUUGUAGGAGUGCACUUUAUGAGGUUUAACAUUCUUCUGAUCUUGUUAGUUGUUCUUUAGGGAAAAAAAUAAAAAUAAGUUCAUGUUCAUGUUCUACACACUGGUGACCUUCUUUCUUUCAAAGAGCAAAGGUUAUGUAGGUCACUGAUUUUAAACUUCUUUCCUGUCUGAAUUUUUCAUCUCUUGUUAUAUUUCAAACAGCACGUGGCUGUUUUCUGUUGAGCAGGCAGCAAUAACAUGUAGUUUACAUGUGUGGAAAAGAACGAGAUUUCUGUGGUGCUCUAAAAUCAUGCAGCUGAGGAUGUUUUUUAACGCUCUGCAUCAAAUUUAAAUCCUCAAACACUGCAUAUUGACAGGUUUGUUAGGUACUAUUCCAAAAGUCUUGUUUAUAUGUUAUUAUAACUUGUUAUUGUGUAUUGAGAAAAGAUUAAACACUCACUGACACAAAAUUAGCAUUUUUCUAUUGGAAAAUAAGCGCGGACAGGAAGCUGCUGCUGCCCUAUAACAGUAAAACCAGAGAAAUCAAUAAAAUAACUUCUAGCUUCUGUUCACUGUUGCAGUUCUGUUUUCUGUUCACGUUCAGUCGUCUCCACAAACACGUCCAUUUGUUAUGUAGCACCACUUGGAUCAUUAAUGCCAACGAUGUGUAUUAUUUGAAUUGGCCUCUGAUUUCUCACAGAUGGUUCUUGAAACUAGAUUAUGCAUUGUUUAUGUGAAUAUUAUUUUUUUAGUUCUCAGUUUUAUACUACUCUACCCAGCAGCAUAUGAAGCAUGGUGCAAUAACAUGUUUUUAUUUUGUAUCAUGGAAGCGGCUCGUCCAGCUCGUCACAUCAUUUAAUGGUGUUACAAAGCCCCCUGAUUAUUAUUAUUAUUAUUAUUAUUAUUAUUUUUCCUAGUGGCAAAUCCACUGCGUGAUAAUUUAUUUCAUAUAGCUCUUAUCUUGUGUGCACUACUGAUCUUUUUUGCACAAGUUAAUGUGUUUAUAGAAGUGAUAUUGUUUAAAGAAGUUCAUAAAGUCGUGUAAACAAAAUAUUAAACUUGUAUCAGUAAAAAUAGCUUGUGUGAGCAAAAUAUUAACAAGAUCAUCUUGUAGAGAAGAUGUGAAUUUGUUUAAAUACGGUAGCCUGUGAGACUGAAAUAUUUACAGACUAUAAAAUUAUGCAAAAAGAUGGCAAGUUGUACAAACAAAGCACCAACAAGGUAACUUCUGUGAGAACGUUUAGCUUUUACAGACAAAUAUUACCAGAAUAACAACCUAUCACCAUGUAAACAAAACACAGCUGUGGUAAACAAACAAAAAAAAGUACAUCCUCUGUAAAUUGUAAGGAUAUAGAAAAUCCUCUGGUCCUUAGCAGGUCUUAAAUGAUUUAAAUACAGCCUGAAAAUAACUAGAACGUAGCUCACAAAGUAAGGAAAUGUGCGUUUGCUGGAUUAUUUCUUUGCUGUAAUGAUGCUUCUUGGAAAGCCUGUUUGUUUCCCUCACAUGGAGCCACAUUUGUGAGGAAAAUGCAUUUGUGGGCUGAGCAGCAGAGUUGAGUAUGUGGGCUGGGGCCAUGAAAAACUUGCCAGAUCUUCCUCGUGUGAAUAAUCUUUCUCUCUGAAGACUGAGGAAGUCAGCUGUUUGGAAACGGCACUCUGACCCUUCCCAGGUUGAUGGGCAGAUUGAAACUUUUCCUUCCUGGUCUUCCGUACUCACCCUGCUGAUGAUCAGUUAAUCAAGUGCAUUUGAUCAGCAGCUCCUGGCUGCUCCCUAAACUCUUAACUCCUGUGGAAGCAGUGAGGGUGUACUUAGUUUCUCUAAAUAGUGACACAGUGUGCUGCUGUGUCAUAUUUAGUUGUUCAUCACAGGUUGUAUUUACCUCACUGUAAGAGGACCGGAUGAUUUCUUCCAUGUCCUGAUUUUGAAAGAGGGUCUACUUCCUUUUUACUGUAACCUUAGAGUCGAUUUUUGGGAAAUGAAGUAGAAGUGCUACAAAAAAAAAAAGACGAUAUUAACUUCCACUAAGCAGAGCUGUGAAGAUUAUAUGUGAAUGGCAUUAACUUUUGCAAAAAUGUUAAACUGUGUAAAGAACCUAGCUUGUAAAAAAAAAAAAGUCAGACUGUGUAACGUGCAGGAUUUUACAGAGUGUAUUCCUCCUGUAGAGUCCUAAAAAUCUGAAGCCUGUGGGAUCACAAAUCCAACUCCAUUCAAACAGCAACAGCUUUGUUUUCUCUCUUGCUGCCAUGCUGCUGUUCCUGUAAUAAAUACUUUACACUUUGGGUGUUCAAGGAUCUCAAAUGUUCCGUGUUUUGAAACACUUUGCCUUAUUUUGAAAAGUUUCACAGGAUUUGGGCUGUGAACGUGUACGUGCACUUCUUUUUUUUGCAGAAUUCACUGCGUGUAACAGAAGAGGCUUCAGCUCCAUAAACACUUCAUAUUUCUGUUGUAACCAGAUCAUUGUUUGUCUCUAAGCUGCUACGAUCCAUUUCCAACACUCAUACAGUGAAAAUGCACAGAAGAAGUAAAGAAACCAACAGUGAUUUUUUUUAUUAUUUUUUUUUAUUUCAAGGCCAGCCAUGGGGGCUAUAAUCUGCCCUCGCAGUGUUAGACUCCACCAGAGCACAAGAAACAAACUUGUUUUUGAUGUACAAGGACAAAGCCCCCGCUCCACCUCAAUGACCUGCUACCACAGAGAACACGUCACCAAUAACUGCCGACUGAUCGAUCCCAUUUUCUUCCCUAGAUAUGCAGGGGUCCUUUCUACUGUUUUCUACUUGUAAAAUUGUCCAAAAGAUGGGUGCACCCCUCCUUUAUAGCCACACGUGUGACAUGCUUGUUGUGAUUAUCAGUGUCAAACUGUCAAAUGUAUUUUUAAUAUUUCUCUUUAAAAAAAAAAGAACAGAUGUUUAUCUCUGUAAGCAGCAUGUUUGUUUAGAGUAGAAAGUGCCAAAGACUGAUGUGUUCUCACUUUCCCAUUUUAACAAUGAUUAAAAUCAAUUAUUGUAUCAGAUGUUGCUUUUUUUUUUUUUUUUCUG
Archocentrus centrarchus (flier cichlid) is the source of this 9514-nucleotide messenger RNA. It is a transcript of the gene scai, whose product is annotated as suppressor of cancer cell invasion. Gene Ontology annotation, molecular function: transcription corepressor activity. The coding region runs from base 510 to 2207 and encodes 565 amino acids. The record is from RefSeq and is a predicted model, not a curated record. NCBI's taxonomy places the organism in Eukaryota, Metazoa, Chordata, Actinopteri, Cichliformes, Cichlidae. Gene Ontology annotation, biological process: DNA-templated transcription. The transcript is spliced from 17 exons.